This is a messenger RNA of Racocetra persica, 307 nucleotides long. Lineage: Eukaryota; Fungi; Glomeromycota; Glomeromycetes; Diversisporales; Gigasporaceae. The record is from the annotation of a GenBank genome assembly.
AUCGUAUGGACCAGACUUCAGAUGGCCUACUUCAAUGCCCGAAUAUUACAAGGAUUUCGUUUUCUGGGAUGACAAAGAAGUUGCGCUUAAUCAUCUCUAUUUCUUUGAUAAUCUUGAUAAGGGUGCAUUUGAUACACAUAAGAAUGAUUGGGUGUUGAUAUAUCAACAAAAAGUGAUUAAAUUUGGACCAAAAUACAUAAACCAGCAAGUAGCCGACAUCGAGGAUGAAUUGAUUGGCUCCAUUUAUAUGCCAGUUGAUCUAUCGCAACAUGUGAAAGUUUCACCAGCAAGAAUAGUGCAUGCUCUU